AUGCGUUCCAUCAUUUCCUUGGCCCUGUGCCUUGGUGCAGCUGCAGCUUCCGAGCUUAAGACACGCACCGUCUAUCAAUUCGCUUCUAACGACACCUGGCUGGAGAAUCUUGCAACUCGAUCUAAUGGAAUUAUUUUAGCCACCGAGAUCGGUCCUCCAGCCAACCUCCUUGCUUUUGACCCCCGCGAGAAGCAUCCGAAGAAGAAAGUGAUCACGGACUUUACCCCUGUUCUGGGUCUCGCUGGCAUCACAGAGGGAGCCCAUGACGUCUUCUACGUGGCCGGAGCGAAUACCACAUCCGACAACAUCACCGAUCCCCCCAAGAAUGCCACUCACAUCUGGGAAGUCGAUUUCAACAAGAACAGCGAACACCCUCAAAUCCGGCUUGUCUGCCGCCCCACGGCACCUACAGGGUUCAACGGUCUAACCGCAUUCAACGAAACCAUCCUCCUCGCUAGUGCCUCCUACCAGGAUUCCAUCUUCGCUAUUGAUACCCUGACUGGCCGCACCUGGGAGGCCAUCACGCAGACUAGCCUGAUGUCUUCUAUCAAUGGUAUCAAAGUCUCGGAUGGCUUUGUCUACUGGACUGCUAACGGUGCUUUGUACCGUGCCGAGCUGUACCCCAAUGUUACUGCUGGCACUGGGCAGCUGGUCUACCAGGGUAGCCAGUUUGAUGAUUUCGCUAUCGCCCCUAAUGGAUUCGCUCUGAAUGAGACUUAUGGUGCAGAAUAUAAGUUCGCUUAUCUAGCUACUGCUGCCGGAAACACUAUUGAGCAGGUUAUAUUUACCCAAAACGGAACUGCUGUCGGGGGUGAGAUCAUCGCUGGUGCUGAUGACUCAACUGAAAUUGCUGAGCCUACCGGUGCAUUCUUUGGACGGGGUGAAGGCCAGUUGAACAAGCUCUACGUUACUACUGGUGGUGCUAGUGCUGUCAACGUUGACGUCAAUGGUACUGAUACCGCGGUCGGUGCGCAACUGUUGGAAAUCCAGCUGAGCUAG
Molecule: messenger RNA, 999 nt
Organism: Penicillium verhagenii
Lineage: Eukaryota; Fungi; Ascomycota; Eurotiomycetes; Eurotiales; Aspergillaceae
Exons: 1
Coding region: 1-999 (332 amino acids)
Source: RefSeq, a predicted model, not a curated record